Molecule: messenger RNA, 951 nt
Organism: Sorghum bicolor (sorghum)
Lineage: Eukaryota; Viridiplantae; Streptophyta; Magnoliopsida; Poales; Poaceae
Product: rapid alkalinization factor
Exons: 1
Coding region: 288-671 (127 amino acids)
Source: RefSeq, a predicted model, not a curated record
CGUCCGCUCCCUCCCCUCGGCGCGUCCAGAGUCGACACGCUUCUCCGUCCUUCCUUUUAUCUCUCUCUCUCUCUCUCUCUCUCUCUCUGCGCCUGCGCGGCUGCGCCUCCCCCCUCUCCUUCCUUUCACGAGCACAACAACAACAACAAGGGCAGGCAGGGCUCGCAUCGCAUCACCACAACACGCCAAGACAGCUCACGGGCUCUCCGCCUCCCCCUCCCUCCUCUCCCCCGCUCCCCAACGCGCUUUCCACUUCCACACCGCCGCCCGCGCCUGCAUUCGUCGCCAUGGCUAAGCUCGCGCUGGCCCUCCUCCUCCUCCUGGCCGUGACGGCGGCGUCCGCGUCGGCCGCCGGCGGGAGCCACCUGGACCUGGACCUGGACCUGGGCAGCUUCCUCUCCUCCGCGGGCCGGAGGGAGGAGUGCCGCGGCGGCACGGUGGGCGAGUGCCUGGCCGAGGAUCCGGAGCCCCUGGACCUGGACCUGGCGGGGGCGUCCGCCGACUCCCACCGCCGCGCGCUCUACGGCGGCGGGUACAUCAGCUACCGCGCGCUGCAGCGGGGCAACGUGCCCUGCUCCCGCCGCGGCGCCAGCUACUACAACUGCCGCCCCGGCGCGCAGGCCAACCCCUACCACCGCGGCUGCUCCCGCAUCACCCGCUGCCGCGGCUGACGCUCACGCGCCGGAUCCGCCGCCGCUGCUGCUGCCGUGCCCGUUUACAAGUACUAGAGCUAUGGAAUUUGACAAUUUGUUGUAAAGUUUAAGGGGAGGGAGAUGGAUUUCCUGCCCUGCCCGUAUGAGCUAUGCCUGCUUAAUACAGUGCUUAUCAAAUCAGACAUAGGAGGAGUAUACUCUUGUUCUUUGCAGCAUUGCUUGAUUGGUUUGUUCUCGGCGCAUGUCCUCUUCUUUGGAUUUGAUUUGAUUUGAUUUGAUUGUUACCUCCUCCGUAAAA